AACUUCAAUAAUUUUACUUUCUUACUGUUAGGAUGCAUGACCACAAUUCGUGAAGCUGAAAAGGACCUCUGCGUAUUUCUAUACUCGUUGUUCGCGGACGCCAUUUCCCGAGAAGCUUUUAGUGUUAGCAUCGGAUUAAAACCGCAGCAAUGUCGAACAAAGUUGUCAAAAAGCUCAUGCGCGAAAUCGGUGGUGGCGAUUGUCAGGGUACUACGACAUCGAUGCCAAUUUCAGACUGCGACAUCUUGGAGCGCGAGACUGAUAAGAAGAAUGAAGAACCCCAUCCGCCGGCAGAGACCGAGGAUGAUAUGAGCUAUCCACCAUCAGAUUUUCAGCCUUGCUCCUACGCCUGCGAAAAACUUUUACGGGUCAGAAGGACGGUCUCCCUGGCCGAUAUUCCAACCAUGUCAAACCACUGGGAUGCCGCUAACAAACGUCGCAGACUUGACGCCGUCACACCAUCUGAGGUCAUCGCAAAUUUGCGAAGAAAUUUGGGUACACCUGAAGCGGUAGUUCAUCACAGCUUCCUAGCAUUCAUCCUGAACGCAUGGCGAAGUGACCGAGUGCGCUCUCAGAAAGUUAACAAACUGAGUGAAGAACGAUUUGCUCAGAUUACGCAGCUUAACUUGAGUUCGGCCGUGCUGAAGAAACUCCUGGAAUCGGAGAGAACGAGGGUUGCUGAGGCGGCGCGUAAACUUCAGCAAAUUAGCCAGAAUCUGGAACGGGCGAUGAGCGCAAAAGAUGCACUCCAGAGGGAGCUGGAUUUGAAAAGGGAAUGCCUGGAGCGGGCGGACAAUCGGACUGCUAUCAUGAAAAAGGAAAGUAUGAAUCUGAAAAACAAGAUGGAUGCUGCCAACCUCUUCAUUUUGGCUUUGAAGAAACAGCUGCAGGAUGCCCAGCACGAAAAGGAUGGUCUAAUUAAAGAGAUAGCGGAUUUGAGAAAAACGAUCGAGAACAAGGAUAAGUGUGUUGAGCAGCUGGUAGCUGAGUCGCAUGAAUUUAACUUUCGAAUCGUGGAGAGUGAAAAAAUAGCCGGUGGUUUGUCCGCGGAGCUUCAAGUCUACAAACGGAAGCAUGAAGAGUUGAAUAGGGACAAUCGUGCAUUACGCGGAAAAAUUUCGAGGCUGGAAAGUUUCAACGCAGAUUUGGAAACAAAGCUUGAGAAAGAAGACGAAGAACGAAAAAAAUGCCAGGAGCAGUGUCUCCGACAUGCGCUCGAGGUGGCAGAGCUACGAAUGACUUUGGAAACUCUUCGACACACCGACAAACUUUGGCUAGCAAGAGUUUUGCAAACUUUAAAUUCAAUUUUGAAAGUUCCCGUGAAGCUGAUUCUUUACACAUCCUUCCCGUUCCCGCUGUCGAGAAGCCAGUAAAGCAAGGAAUGCCGUUCAUAACACGGCCUCAAGGCCCUUGCACGCGCUUCAUUCAUGAAGUCACCACGUGCAACGGCAUCUGUAUACCGCAACCUAGUUUUGUAAAGCAAAAUGCGUUUAUUUGUAAGCUUUUCAUAAUUACUUAUGCAACUGGUUAGCAAUGGGCCAGUUACACUGGUCACACACGGAAAAAACUAAAUUGCUGAUUUAGCAAUUCAAUUACUAAAAAAAAGUGACUGCAAUGUUUCAAUGUGAAUUGUACAACCAAAAAAUGCUA
Bemisia tabaci is the source of this 1650-nucleotide messenger RNA. RefSeq lists its product as uncharacterized. The record is from RefSeq and is a predicted model, not a curated record. Lineage: Eukaryota; Metazoa; Arthropoda; Insecta; Hemiptera; Aleyrodidae.